AUGUUGAGAACUGUGUCUCGGUUUAUGCCCUUGCGGUUUGGUGUGCGUUAUUCGCAUGAGUAUGCGCCUCGGUACAAAGAGCAACAGAAGAAGCAGAAAGGGCGGGUUCCAGUGCGUACAGGUGGAUCUGUGAAAGGGUCUACUCUGCAGUUUGGACAAUAUGGUAUACGUUUGAAAAGCGAGGGUGUGCGACUCACCGCGGAGCAGUUGAAGGAGGCCGACAAUGCGAUUAUGCGGUACGUGAGACCCUUGAACAAUGGUCAGCUGUGGAGAAGGCUGUGUACCAACAUUGCCGUGUGUAUUAAAGGUAACGAGACUAGAAUGGGUAAAGGUAAAGGUGCUUUUGACCACUGGAUGGUACGUGUCCCUACUGGCAAGAUCCUGUUUGAAAUGGCUGGCGACAAUUUACAUGAAAGGGUUGCCAGAGAGGCGUUUAGAAAGGCAGGUACUAAGCUACCGGGUGUCUAUGAGUUUGUCUCUAGGAAAUCUUUGACUAGAGUGGGCCUACAUAGCUUUAAGAACCCCGAACAUGAUCCAAAAGUGGAUCAUUUCAAAGAACAGGAACAAAAACCUACAAAGAAGUAUCUGAAUGUCUUGAAAUCUCAAGAACCAGAGUAUAAAUUGUACAGAGGACGCUAA
Molecule: messenger RNA, 639 nt
Organism: Nakaseomyces glabratus
Lineage: Eukaryota; Fungi; Ascomycota; Saccharomycetes; Saccharomycetales; Saccharomycetaceae
Gene: MRPL16
Product: mitochondrial 54S ribosomal protein uL16m
Biological process (GO): mitochondrial translation
Cellular component (GO): mitochondrial large ribosomal subunit; ribosome
Molecular function (GO): structural constituent of ribosome; rRNA binding
Source: RefSeq, a predicted model, not a curated record